AGUUUUAAAGUUGGUCCCUGUUUUGGAGUGAAAGCGUUUUCCAGUAGCUUCGUGGCUGCGCUUCAAAAGGCUACCCUACCAGACAACGACAAAACGCAAGGGUGAUGACUAUAACCUUGGUGAUCUUGAGAUGGAGGAUUUAGCUUUAGUGGACCUGCUGGAGUGCCCACUGUGCUCAGAAAAACUUGGUGUGUCGGCCAAAGUGUUGCCAUGCCAACACACCUUCUGCCUGCCCUGUCUUCAGAAGAUGGUCUAUGGCAAGGCAGAGCUGCGGUGCCCUGAGUGCAGGACCCCAGUCACAUGCGAAGUCGAGGAGCUGCCUGCUAAUCUGCUCCUGGUUCGGCUUCUGGAUGGUAUAAGACAAGGCCCUGGUGGGAUGUCGAAAUCAAACACUGUUCGGAGACCAGAGGUCUUCUUGAUGCAGGACCCCUCUAGAAAAAGACCCGGGGAGCCAAGGAAUUCACAAGCACUGCAGCACAGACAUCUGCAGAAUACCAGGAGCUCACUGGAUGGGGUGCCGUGUGCCAGGGCGUUGUGUAACUAUGGAGGGAACCUCCCCGGGGACCUGAAGUUCAAAGCAGGAGAUCUCAUCAUCCUCAGGCGGCAAGUGGAUGGAGGCUGGUAUCAGGGAGACAUCAAGGGUGUGAGCGGACUGUUCCCCGCUAGCUUUGUUCAAGUUAUAAACCAGCUUCCCCAGCCUCUUCCCCUCUGUAGAGCUCUUUAUAAUUUUGAGAUGAAGGAGAAAGACAAGGAUGAGAACAAAGACUGCCUGACAUUCCGAAAGGACGACAUCAUAACACUGAUAAGACGUGUUGAUGAGAACUGGGCCGAAGGCAAGCUGGGAGAUAAAGUUGGAAUAUUUCCUGUCCUGUUUUCAGAGCCUAAUUCCGCCGCUAUGAAGAUACUUCAGAAAGGCAAAGCGAACGGCUGUCGGAGCAUCUCAGGGAACAACUCCUCCACCUAUCUGAGCAGCUGCAGGAGUAUCGACACCUGCAGGAGAAGCCUCAAGCAGCCCUCCAUGACCAGCACCCUGAACCGGCUCAACAGAAGGACCCAAUCCCCUGGGUCUGAGCGCCAGGCCCCAGAGAUCAGCGCUCCAGUUCUCAUCGGCUCCAGUAACCCCGCUCUGGUGGCCCAGUUCAGCGAGCGGAGCAGGGAGGGAUCAGCAGGCUUCUCUUCUCAGGUACCUGCCGCUCCUGUGGAGAGAGGAGUAGCCCUCGAACCCUCUCCUUCCCCUGCUGUGGAACCUACAAACUUAAAAACCAUGACCAGCAAUGGAGAUAGAUCGCUCUCCAGACAAGUGUCUAUCACCGUCUGUGCUGCCUUGUACCCAUACACCCCGCGGCGGGUAGAGGAGCUGGGGCUACAGAAGGGGGAGAUGGUUGGUGUUUAUGGGAAGUACCAGGAAGGAUGGCUGAGGGGCCUGUCACUGCGAACAGGCAAAGUGGGCAUCCUGCCAGGCAACUAUGUCACCCCAGUGCUCAGAACGUCUGCUACAGUCUCAGAGCGUAAGCCAGCUGUGCUUACUACGAGUCAGACUGGAAAGAGGUCACGAAUUGUUAAACCGCAAGCAGCAGUCGUUCCCCUUGACAGAAAUUCUUCAGAUGGGACAACAAGGCCAGCCGUGCAGGUACGCUCCGUUGCCAUGCCAACCCCUGUGACAUCAGUGGGCCUGGUGAGAGCAGCAGCCCAGCCAGCCAGCACUGUGGGGAGAGGCACAGGCAGGAGUGUCUUCAGCACUCUACAGAGGGGGUCUUCAAUUCCGGUUAUUGGUACAUUCCGUCCCUCUCCCUCUGUUUUGGUUCGACCCCAGCAGCCCCACCCUCAACCUUCUACAAUGGCACCUGUUGCCACGGUGAUGAGACAAAACCACCCUGUAAAAACUACCCAGCGCAGGGUUUCUGAAGCAACAUUACCCUCUGCUGGUAGCUCAGCAACAUUGAAUACCAGAGAUGUUGCUGUAACUGGAACACUUACAAAACAAAUAACCCCUCAGUCCAUACUGGUUAAACCAGACUCCUACAAAAACAGUUCAGAAAAGCAGGUCAAAACAGUCCGCUUCCAGACUCAGGACUCCCUGCCCCAGCUGAAAAGGAGCAAUUCCCAGCCGACUGCACAAAUCACCCUAACAAGAGCGGAGCAGACGAGCACUGAGGCUGCCACACAGGAAUCAAAUAGCAGCCAGGGGACCACCGUCUACCACACCGUGGGUACAGAGAGCAAAAUACCACAGCACAACAAGACAGACUCUCUGGAUCUCUCAACUCCAGACAUGCCUGCCCAUAUUCAUCAAAGCUCCAUCAAAAAGCAAGAUUUAACACAGCCACCACCAACUGGAAGGUACAGGGUGUUGAUUUCCUGUGCAGCACAAAGAGAAGGAGAGCUGGAUCUGAAGGAAGGAGACCUGGUCCUGGUACAGAGGACACGCCAGGAUGGCUGGCUCCAGGGAAUCCACGAACGGACCGGGAAAACUGGACUUCUCCAGUACAAAUUUCUGGAGCUUCUUGAAAAACAGAGCUAGCUGACUGCCACUUUUUGACACUGUAAAGAAAGGCUGCCAAAAAGAUGUAACAUAUAUUGCAUGUUUCUUUUAAAGGGAAGUUGUGUUGUUUGUCAAAAUCUUGACCACAAUUCAAAUGUAUACGCUUUGAGAAAGUCUUAUCGAAGCACUGAAUUAUUAUUGUUUUGUCUUGCUCUAAUACGACUAUUAUUAAUUUAAAAGGUAGGAAUGUGUACUGCGUA
This is a messenger RNA of Polyodon spathula (Mississippi paddlefish), 2742 nucleotides long. RefSeq names its product SH3 domain containing ring finger 2 (gene sh3rf2). NCBI's taxonomy places the organism in Eukaryota, Metazoa, Chordata, Actinopteri, Acipenseriformes, Polyodontidae. Gene Ontology annotation, biological process: protein ubiquitination; positive regulation of proteasomal ubiquitin-dependent protein catabolic process; positive regulation of JNK cascade. Bases 131 to 2521 code for a protein of 796 amino acids. The transcript has 11 exons. The record is from RefSeq and is a predicted model, not a curated record. Gene Ontology annotation, molecular function: ubiquitin protein ligase activity; metal ion binding; protein binding.